Drosophila innubila is the source of this 2094-nucleotide messenger RNA. It is a transcript of the gene Ada3, whose product is annotated as transcriptional adapter 3-A. NCBI's taxonomy places the organism in Eukaryota, Metazoa, Arthropoda, Insecta, Diptera, Drosophilidae. The transcript has 2 exons. Gene Ontology annotation, molecular function: transcription coactivator activity. Gene Ontology annotation, cellular component: SAGA complex. Gene Ontology annotation, biological process: regulation of transcription by RNA polymerase II. The record is from RefSeq and is a predicted model, not a curated record. The coding region runs from base 1 to 1656 and encodes 551 amino acids.
AUGGGCCACUUUGGCGGCGGUGGCGGUGGCGCUGGCUUUGGCAUGUCAGCUGGCAAAUUGCUCACAAACAAUAACACCAAUGGCAGCGGGGUCGCUGGCGCAGGCGGUGGUGGUGGUGCGGGCGCAAGCGGCAGCAAAUCAGCGUCCCAUGCAACAACGGAUGCCGAUGUGUUUGCGAUGCCCAGCGGCACGAUAAUACCGCUGAUUCGCAGUCGCGAUGUGGCCAAACAAUUACCAACGCUUGCAGCUGCAUUGCAGCGUCCCGCCGACGAUCAUUUGGCUGCCGAGGAUUUGGAUGCAGUGCAGCUGGAGCUGGAGUUGAUGCUCUCCAAUGUGGCAUUGCGUGCACGUGUACUUAAGGCCGAAUACGAUAGCCUGGACAAGGAUGAGAAGCGUCAGGAUCGUCGCAAGUUGGAGCGUGUACCGCCUGGUUCACCGCCCAUCAAUCAAGCCAUGCUCAAUGGCAUUCUGGGCAUGGGCAGUGCGGCCACUGGCGGCGGCAGUGGCAGCGGUGUCGGCAGUCCGGCCACCGCAUCCGGCAACUCCAAGCGUAAACUGCGCGAUGAGCCGACGGGCGUGCGCAAGAAGCACUCAUCCAUGACGAUAUUAAAGCAACAGCAGCAGCUCCAGGGAGCGGUAUCCAAGCAGAUGAGCAAGAACAGUCCGCAUACGGAUGAUAGCAUGGAUUAUGUGCCAACACUGCCCAACAUGCAACAGCACCAGCAGCAGCAACAACAACAGCAGCAGCAGCAGCAACAACAACUAACACACACACAACAGCAACUGCCAAAAGUGAGCAUGCCCAAGAAUGAUAUGCCCAACAAGUUUUGGCUAUCGAUUGAGCCAUAUUGCAUGCCACUGACCAACGAGGAUCUGCGACUGAUUGACGAUCUGCUGGAGCAGUAUCGUGGCCCCUUGGUGCCGCCAAUACCACAGCUGGGUCCGCAUUACUCCACCGUCUGGGCGCAGGAGGAUAUGAAGACUCUGCAGCCGGGUGGAGCACGUCAGAAGUCACUGAAUGCGACGGCAAUGCUGAAGAAGGCCGACGGGAUGCUGGAGGAGAGCAUAACGGGGCCGCUGACCCAGCGUCUGGUCUCGGCGCUGCUGGACGAAUCGCUGCCCAGCGAACAGGCGGCGGUUGGGGAUCACAGCAACAGCAGCAGCAACGAGAACACACACUCCUCCUCCAGCAAUGCAGUCGGCAAUGCAGCCGUCGGCUCGGCCAACUUUCGUUCGCUGUCGAUGCUCAAGCAUGGCGUUGGCAUUGAGCAGCGACUGAAAAAGGAGCUCAUCGACAGCGGACUGAUCGAUGCCAGCGAACUGGCCGCCCACGAGGAUGUCGAUGAGGUGCUGCUCGAGAUCAAGCGCGUCACAUCGGAGAUCAGCAGUGUGGCGCAGUUCAACAGCGAGGAACUGAAGCGUCUGCGUGCCGCCGCCAGCGAGGAGAUCAAACGCAUUGAACUCAAGCGUAAGCUGGACACCAUCGAUCAGGAGAUACUUGAGUGCUACAAGCGCAUGCUGCAGUAUCGGGCCAAGCGCAAGGGACACACCAACGAGGAGAAACAGGAGAUACUGCGCUUAACCACCGAACAGCGUGCUCUUGCCGAGCAACUGGAGCGCAUGCAGCUAAUGGGUAAUCUCGAUAACAAAUUGUAGGACAGGAGCUUGGCCUGGAGCUGGCGUCAACUAAUGGCGCUGCAUCGGGCGACGCUCCUCCUGCAGCAGUGGGAGCGUCACAGCGUUUGGAACGAUAUCAAUUUGCAAUUGCAAUGUGUAUAAACAACUAAAUCAUAACUUAACUCGCCAGUUUGUACAUUAGCAGAGCGGAGCGUAUAUGGCAAUUACAAACCACAACCACACACAUUCACCACCACCAUCACUAACAUCACCAUCACCACCACCAUCACCACCACCACAUACCUACACUCUCUCUAUACAUAACAUUAAUUUAAAUUCAUAUAUAUAUAUAUACAUACUUUAUAUAUAUAUAUAUAUGCACAUAUAUGUAUAUAAUUCAUACAUACAAUUUUUAUAUAGCCUAAGUUAUUGUGCCAGGCAAUAAUAAAGUUGUCGCUGUCACCCAGAAACGAAUCC